Molecule: messenger RNA, 1142 nt
Organism: Clupea harengus (Atlantic herring)
Lineage: Eukaryota; Metazoa; Chordata; Actinopteri; Clupeiformes; Clupeidae
Gene: rplp0
Product: ribosomal protein, large, P0
Biological process (GO): ribosomal large subunit assembly; ribosome biogenesis; cytoplasmic translation
Cellular component (GO): cytosolic large ribosomal subunit
Molecular function (GO): large ribosomal subunit rRNA binding; structural constituent of ribosome
Source: RefSeq, a predicted model, not a curated record
CAACGCUACUGUGAUUGGUUCCUUUGCCUGUAUAAGACUUUUCCUCUUCCUGUUUCAGUCUCUUUCUUUCACGCGUUCCUGCUGUGAGAUAUUACCUACCUUGUCUUUAAACCGCAUUUUUAGCGAUCCUUGGAAGCACUGCAAAGAUGCCCAGGGAAGACAGGUCCACGUGGAAGUCCAACUAUUUUCUGAAAAUCAUCCAACUUCUGGAUGACUACCCCAAGUGCUUCAUUGUGGGUGCAGACAAUGUCGGCUCAAAGCAGAUGCAGCAGAUCCGCUUCUCCCUGAGAGGCAAGGCCGUUGUGCUCAUGGGUAAGAACACCAUGAUGCGCAAGGCCAUCCGUGGCCACCUGGAGAACAACCCUUCCCUGGAGAGGCUGCUUCCUCACAUUAAAGGAAACGUUGGCUUUGUCUUCACCAAGGAGGACCUUGUUGAAGUCAGGGACAUGCUGCUGUCCAACAAAGUGCCAGCUGCUGCUCGUGCCGGUGCCAUUGCCCCCUGUGAGGUAACUGUGCCAGCCCAGAACACUGGUCUGGGUCCUGAGAAGACCUCUUUCUUCCAGGCUCUGGGUAUCACCACCAAGAUCUCCAGAGGAUCCAUUGAAAUCUUGAGCAAUGUGCAGUUGAUCAAGCCUGGAGAUAAGGUGGGAGCCAGCGAGGCCACGCUGCUCAACAUGUUGAACAUCUCGCCCUUCUCCUUUGGGCUCAUCAUCCAGCAGGUGUACGACAACGGCAGUGUGUACAGCCCCGAGGUGCUUGACAUCACAGAGGAUGCCCUGCACAAGCGUUUCCUUGAGGGAGUGAGGAACAUCGCCAGUGUGUGCCUGCAGAUCGGGUACCCCACUCUUGCGUCCAUCCCCCACUCAAUCAUCAACGGCUACAAGAGGGUCCUGGCUGUUGCUGUGGAGACCGACAUCUCCUUCCCCUUGGCAGAGAAGGUGAAGGCCUUCUUGGCUGACCCAUCUGCGUUCGCAGCAGUCGCAGCACCAGCAGCUGCAGCUGAAGUGGCCGCUGCUGCUCCAGCUGCAGCAGAGGAGGCUGCCAAGGAGGAGUCCGAGGCAUCAGAUGAUGACAUGGGCUUUGGCCUGUUUGACUAAAUCAGAUCACUUGUCUGUCAUCCAAUAAAAAAACAUCUGAAAUAA